Molecule: messenger RNA, 588 nt
Organism: Caenorhabditis elegans
Lineage: Eukaryota; Metazoa; Nematoda; Chromadorea; Rhabditida; Rhabditidae
Gene: C42D4.19
Exons: 2
Coding region: 1-588 (195 amino acids)
Source: RefSeq, marked reviewed
AUGACGUCUCUGUCUGAGAUUUAUAUGCGACACGCCAAACCAAUUCAAGAAGAAUCGACAAAACGAAAUAAGCGAAAUUCCGCAGAAACUUCUGAAGCAGCUCCACCUUCAAAUAAAAAGACUAAUUCAAAGUUGGCGAAGUCUUCAAUUGCUAAAAAGGAGCAGAAGGGCAAUGUCGUCACGAAAAAAUCUCCAACUGAGGGGAUUGCAGAGAGUCAUCAACAAACACUUGUAGAUGCCGUUUCAAACCGCAAAUACUCUCUUCGAGCAAAGAAUAAUGUGCCUCCACAUCGUCUCCUGAGAGAAAAUGAGCCAUCGAAACCGGAGCUUGUGGUUGCCGACGCGGGAGAGUACAUGGAAUCAUGUGGCGUAGGUCCUGUUGAAGUAGAAAACUCCGACAAAGGAGAAGUUGUAGCCGGAAAUAAUGUAGAAGAAGGCAUCCCGGAGCCAGAAGUUGAAGGAGAAGAUGAACAGCGCGUAGAAGAAGAAGUAGAGGAAGCAGAAGUAGAGGAAGAAGCAGCUACGGUCCGCACUGAUGAAUCUGCUGAAAUUGCUCUGCCUAGGAAGACAUAUGAACUCGUUAUUUAA